CUGACUACACUAGACGCGCUCGAUCCAUUUGUUUAAUCGAACAAACAACUGCGUAUAUUUCGAUGCGUUUUCAAAAUCUUUUCUUCUUAAUUCCGACUAAACGCCGUCAUUUACAUUUUACUCUAACGUGCUUUAAUAAUAAUCAUACUUUAAUGAAUAAAUAAAUUAGAUAAAAUUAUAGAGAGAUAUAAUCCGGCACGUGAGUUUUUCUUGCUUUUCUCAGACGUAUUACUACCUUACUAGAUAACAAAAUCUCUGUCACGCACUAACUCGAUUGUUGAAUUACGCGCGAAAGGAAUAUGAUCUAACGAGCUUAUACACCGAUGCAAUAGGCGCAUGGUGGGGACAGUGUUUACCUAUCGCGCUUCUAGUUCGUAUUUCGUCCAUACUUGUCGCGGAAGUCGCGUGUGUUAGGCGAUGAACCAACUUAAAUUGUUAUCGAGUGAAAUUGUAAAUUUUCAAUGAUUUUUUUUGUCACAGAUUCUAUAAAUUAUAUUUAUUUAUUGAACCUAUAAAAAUACGAAUAUGUGCGACGAGGAUGUAAUACGCAGAAGAUUACUCAUAGACGGGGAUGGUACUGGUGAUGACCGUCGAAUAAAUAUGUUGUUAAAGUCGUUUGUAAAAUGGAUAAACAGUCCUGACGCCGAUAACACGUUACACGAGAGAAUGCUGUCGCAACUUGCCCAGUGUGAAUUUGCACAAAGGAAAUCUAGACUAGUCUCGAACAUGAGUCAAGAAGAAUUGAAGAGUUAUAGUAAUUUAUCGAAUGAAAUAGAGAUACAAAUAGAGGAAGCCAAAAAGGAAAUAGAAAAGACAAAAGUAGAACUGCACGAAGCUAAACGCGUAAGAAAAAAUAGGAUAGAGUACGACGUAUUGGCAAAAGUUAUAAACGAGCAACCGGAUAGAUUGGAAACCAACGAGAAACUCGCUACGCUGCGUCAGGAAUUGGGAAGUCUAAAGGAAAAAUCUGAACAAUUGGAGCACAAGUUAGAAAUGCGAAGAAAACAGUUUCACGUUCUUAUAUCCUCUAUACAUUCUUUGCAAGGAAUGUUGGACGAAUGCGACGAAGAAAUAAUGGAUAUCAGUUUAGAAAAUUACGAAGAUACUGAUACAACUUCUAUGGAGAUGUCUUUUAGGUACAUGUCUGAUAGUUAAGGAUAAUCUCGUACUUCUUUCCAAUACCUGACCUUCUUUAUACUCUACAGCGCACAUAUCCAAAUUCUUGAUCAUUCCCUUUGAAAUAGCGUCGGUACAAGUUUCCGCAAUAGCA
Vespula vulgaris is the source of this 1270-nucleotide messenger RNA. RefSeq names its product THO complex subunit 7 homolog (gene thoc7). NCBI's taxonomy places the organism in Eukaryota, Metazoa, Arthropoda, Insecta, Hymenoptera, Vespidae. The transcript is spliced from 4 exons. The coding region runs from base 526 to 1155 and encodes 209 amino acids. The record is from RefSeq and is a predicted model, not a curated record. Gene Ontology annotation, cellular component: THO complex part of transcription export complex. Gene Ontology annotation, biological process: mRNA export from nucleus; mRNA processing.